AGAAGUUUGCUACAAUGUUAAUUAGAAAGUAAUGUGCGACAAUCCCAUUGAUGUUUGUAUAUACCUACGCACACGUCUGUAUGUAUAUGUGUGGUUCGAUGUGUGUGCGCGCGCGCGUCUCGCCAAGCGAAAAGAAAAAAAUCCGAUUCAUGACGAUUCAAGUUAAUCAAGAAGAAGAUGAUGCCAAUGAGAGGAGACUACAGAAAGAGAAAAAAGAACGAGCCGAAAAUAAGAAGAAAGUGGCAGGCUGGUUGGUCCAGUGUUGUCACGUGACCGGAAGUGGCCUCUUCCCCACCCUUCAACUCCACCUUCGAUGUGGAGACCUGUACGCGUUCCCCCCUUUUUCCUUCCUCUGGCUUCAUCCGGUUAGCGAUGGGUAUUAAAUUCCGUCCGCUGUAAGUUUUUGAAUGAAAAACUCCGAUAAAAAUCUCCUUUUAAUAGUCAGUAAUGAAUAAUAAUUUUUUAAUAUAUUUAUAAAUUCAUAAGUUUUUUUAAUAAUUUAUAGAAGAGAGCAAUUGUCAGAAUAUAAUAUAUGGGAUAUUUUUUAGAAUAUUAAACGGACUAUUACAAAUAGAAAAAAAGAUGUUAUUACUUUAGUUUAAUUUUAAUACAAAUAGAAGUAAAAAUUGGGUAGAAUAUUAAAAUUGUUUUUGAAAUAUUAAAAUUUUAUUAACAAUAUGAAAAAAAAUUUUUUAAUUUUUAUUUUUUUAAAAUUGGUUAAUGAAAUUUAUACAUUGAAUUGAAAUUAAUGAUUAAUACUUAUAAAUAAUAAAUUACAUUGAUAACUAAAUCGAUUUUGUUUAACGUUUAAAACGAUGAAAACUUUGUUAAUGAUUCAAAGAGAUUCAGAACGUGUUGAAUCCAUCACUAUCUCCAGUUAUUUAUCCCUUCUUCUCCGCACGAACGAACACAUUAACGAGAAAAGAUUGGUCUGGCUUCCUUUUGCUUUACCUUUACGAAUGAUUCGAUCACGUUCGAAGAAGUCAAAAUUGGAAAUAUCUUUUAACCCUUUCACUUCCUUUUUAUAAAAUUAGUUUAUCCUUCUUAAUUGAAAUAUCUUAUGUUAUCCAUUCUUAAUUGAAAUAUCUUAUGUUUCAAUAUAUAUAUAUAAAAAUUAAAUUUAGGAUUUUCUUUUUGAUAUCUUUAUUUGAUAAAUAAAAAAUUUAAUCUGAUUGAAAUUGUAGAUAAAAUCUAAAAUAUAGAGGGCUUUCUAAUCUUAUUCAUUCUACUACAAUCCUUGAAUUUUUAUAUCUUAAUUUUUAUAUCUUCUUUUCUUUAAAUAAUAAAUAAUCUUUUUAUAUCUUAUAUAUAAUUCAGAAAAAUUUUGAUAUAUAUUAGUGACAAGAAUAAUAGACAAUAAUAGAUAAGAAAAAUUAAAUAAUAUCGAUAGUAUUGAACACAAUUGAAGUGAAAAUGAUUUAAAAAAAUAUAAUACUGUUAAAAUUUAAAAACGCAGAAAAUUAAAAUAUUUCACUAUAUAUUAAAAAAUAGAAAUAAAAAAUAUAAAAAAUAAUAUUUUAUAAUUAAGAAGAAUUAAUUUUAUCCUUUGAUUAUUAUAUCAAGGAUAAGCGUAUAUAUGAAACAAUAAUUUUAUAAUGUAUGAAUCAAUUUAAAAAUAUUUACGUUAGAUAUAUUACGUAGUAUUUAUCACAUUGCUUUACAUAAAGACCAAUAAAAAAAAUACGAAAGGAUAAUAGAGAGCAUUUUAGAAAGCUUUUCUCAGAGAAAUUUUCAAUUGCAUUCCGAUAACGAUAAAUAUAAACGGGACGAUAAUGUCUAUGGUUCAAUUUGAUUUUGUGACACGAUGACAAUACCAUUAAAAAGAAACAAACGAAAGAUAAACUUGUCACGUGAUACAAAGAUGGACCUAAAUACAAGAAAACAAACUUAUCACGUGACUCCAUAAACUUCUACACGAGAGACGAGAAAGUGUCUCUAUUCAUACCAUUCAUUUGCGAAUAAACAAUAGUCAAACUUAUGCUAAAUCCGAUUCUCUUAUGAUAGUUUUUUCGCGGAAAUAUACCAAAUCGUGGAAUACUAGAGUAGCCAGUCGAACGCGCCACUCAACGAGAGUCAAAUAGAAGCAGCCAUUGUACGAAUGCGUUCGAAGCGCAUCGUCGCGGAAACGUAAAAAUCUUAACCAAUAAUGCGGUCGAAGAAAGAAUUGAGACUGAUAGAGAGGUGUUCGUGGAAUGCUUGCGAUAUUCCAAGAAUUGCAUGAUAUUUCUAGUGUCGUUUCUAUCAACAUCAUAUUGAUCAUUAUUCGUGUAUGUGGUAAGUAGGUGGAAAAGAGAAUGGAAUGAGUAUGUGCAUGAUACUCACGAACAAAUCAUCAAUAAACUUUUCAAGAAAAUCGAUGGAGAGAGAAUUUCAAGAAAUUUUAAAUAUGACGUUUCGAUCAUAAUAUUUGAAAUAACCAGAUAUUUUUAUGAUCAAUUAGAUUUAUUGAAGAUAGAAGAUUAAAACGGAAGCAUUCGAAACGUUCACCGUAGAAUUCUUGAGGUAAAUUUGCACGAAUUUAUAUAAUCUAUACGAUUUCUUAUAAAAAUUAAAUGACUAGGAUUAGAGAUAAAAUAAAACUAAAAAAUUAAAUGAAGAAUAUAAAAUUUUUCAUAGGAAAAAUGUCAGGAUAGUAGAUAGAAAAAUCAAAGUUAUGAAAAAACUAGAAAAAAAUUUAGGCAUCGUUAUACAAAUCUGAUUUAACGUAGCAAAUUAUUUUACACAGAGAUAGUUUAUAGAAAUUUAUUAGCAUUUAUUUCACGAUUCAUUGAAAAAUAAAAUGAAUUUAAAAUGACAAAUGCAUAAAAACUUCUUAUUACAGAUUCUUAUUUAAAUCACGAAAAAAAGAAUAUUUCGAUAUAAAAUUAAUCUGGAUUGCUUCGUACGAUGGAAUCGAUCAAAUUUCAUUGAUACAUUCGAAUGUUCGAUCUAUUUCGACUUCGAAAAAAAAUAUUGAAGAUAUAUGUGAGUAGAUUGACAACUUACAUCCCUAACCUAAAAAAUUGUUGUGUAAUAAUUUAUGCGAAUGUCUAAUUACUAAUAGUGGAUGAAGUUUUAAUUGAAUUCGCAUAUAAAAAAGAGUCGAAACGGGUUUUUAUUUGAUCUGAUGCGAUAAAUGCGAUAGCAUGCAGUUAGCGGGGUUAGCGUGAUGUUUUCGCGACAGGGUGUGCGAGUGUUCUAUAUUAAACUCGGCGAACGCUGGUAGGCCGAUUGCGAAACGGACGGCUGAUAUUUUCGUUACAUCGCACGAGUAACUGCUUCCGGCCGACUAUUCCCUCUCUCUCUUUCUCUCUCUUUCUCUUGCUCCCUUCCUCUCAGUCCCUCUGUAUACGAUGGGCGUCCUUCCACUCGCAUCCUGCUUUUCCACUCGCUCACCCGCUGGCAGACUCUAUUUUUCUCGCUUUGCUCGCUAGUUCUCUUAUUCGCCAACUCGCUCUUCUCUCGCUUCACACUGCUCUCGUCUGAUCGUUCUCUUUCUCUCUUUUUUCUUCCUUUUCUUCUUUUCUUUCUCCUCUCUUUCUAUUCUCUCUCUUACUAUUUCUUCGUUCUUGGGCUUGUAAGAGAUCGGGUAGAUGCCCGUGCUUCAGCCGGCCGGAAACACCUACGCAUCAUGGUAGCGUGCGAGGUGAUGCUCAGUGAUGGGAACGACCAUCUCACGAGACUUCUUUCAACAGAAUUAAAAAAUAUAAUUCUCGUUUCUUGCCGAUAAAUGUAUCGAUAUUAAUUGAUAUUCAAUUUUCUAUGAAAUCAUUAUUAAAGUUAUUAAAGUUUGAUUUUACAAUUAUUUAGGUUAAACUUUGAAGUAUCUUUGAACUUUUUUCUAUAUAUCUUUUUAUAUUUUUAGAUGAUAUUCGAUGAAUACUGAUGAAAUAUACCGUUUUGACUGUUAGAAUAUGAAUUGAUUUGAAAACAUAUUAUGCAUAUUUAAAAUUUAAUUAUUCUUAGCAUAAGUUAAUAGAUUAAUAUCGUAUUGGCAUCCUGGCAUCUUUUCUUGAAUGAGAAAUUUUGUGAUGAAUUUGAAAAUCGAUUACGUAAAUAUUUAUUAUAUAUUAUUUCUUUUGUCAAAAUGAUAACAAUCUAAUGAUUUAAUUAUUAAUAAAAAUGUUUUAAACAUUUAUAAAAUUUUAAGUUUAAGAAUAGAUGAAUUAACAAAUUAUUUAAUUAUCGGUGUAUUUUGUUUGUAUUCAUUAAGUAUAUGUUAUAAAAUAAAAAAAAGUUAAACGAAGUCUUUUAUAAUUAAGAAUUAUUUACUUAUCAAGUAAUUAAGUCAUGCAUUGUUUUCUGUUAAAUAAAAACAUUAUUUUAUAAAUAAAAACUUGAUAUUCAUUUUUAUAAGACAUAAAUUAUUUUAAAUAUCAUAAAUUUAUUCAUUUGUAUUUUAAUUUCCUUGAUUUUUUUCUGAGAUUCUGAAAAAAAAAUUCAUUGAAAAUUCAGUAAAAUUAUAUUGUUUCGAUCUAAUACAUACCACAUUGUUAAUUGAUUGCAAUCUUAUAUGCAAUAAUUCAAUAUUAUUAUUCGUGAAUUAAUGGUAUUGAAUUUGUAAUAAAUGCUAUAAUGAAUUGCAUGCAAACGGAUGUUGCUUCAUCACUAAUGAGAAUUAGACAAACUGUAUAGAUAAAAGAAGACUAAAAGAAUUUAUUUCCAUUCUUUUUUUAAAUAAUUGUAUAAAAAUAAAAAAUAAACAUUAUUUUACAUUAUCUUAUAUAAUUUAAUAAUUUAAUAAUAAUAAUAAUACAAUUAUAGAUAAAAUUUUGUAUAUGAAUAAUAUUUUAAAUUUAUAAUGAAUAGAAAAAUGAAAGUAAUUAUAAAAGUAAUUGUAUGAAAAAAAUUUAAUGUUAUAUAAAUAGAAAUUACUUUAAAAAUAGAUAUAUAUAUAUAUAUAUUUAUUCAACUUAAAUCAUUCAUAAUUUGUUCGAAGCUAAUUAAGAAUUAUUAUUUCGAGAGAAUCUCAACACCGUCACUAGUUCUGUCUAAAUUUUUUUAUUUUUUCUUAUGCUAUAAAAUUGAAUAAUUUUUGCACAAGUUUCUUUUACAGGCAUAAAUAUACGAUUGUCACGAUGCAAACCAAUCAUUGAUUCGCUUCUUUUUUUUCUAUUUUCUUAUUUUAAUUAGAAAAGACUGUCUUUGCCAUGUUUAGAAACUAUGAUGUUUUUUUCAAUUGAUUUUUUCAAUAUUAUUAAUUAAAUAAAUUCAAAGAAAUUUUUAUUAUUUUAUAUUUUAUAAUAUAAUUUUUUUAUAUAUUUUUAUUUUAUUAUUUUAUAUAUAAAGCACUUAUUUCUUGUAAAUUAUUUUAAAAAGACGAAUUUCAAAUGAUUAUAAUGGAAACAUUUUCAAAUGAUUUCCAUCUAUGAUGGAAACUUUAAAAUAUUUUAAAUUUUUCACGAGGAAAGGGUUAAUUGGCGUUAUCUUCACGCAUUAUUAUACUUUGUAUAUAAAGCAAUAUCUUUAUUUUUAAUGUUUAUUAUAUAAAAAUUAAAACAAUAAGAAUAUAUUUAAUAAUGCAUGUAAUUAUUUAUAUAUAUAUAUAUAAUAUAUAUUUGCAUAAAAAUAAAAUUGAUAAUUUUUAAAAAUUAUAAUCUAUUCCAAUAUUAUAAUAUAUUUUUCUCUGUUAAUUUAUAUAUAUAAAUUAUUUUAAGAACAAAAAUAAUAAAUUUUUAAUUUAUUUCAAGGAAAUUACUCUUAAAUAAUUUUUUUUGUUUUUCUAUAAAAAUAUUCAAUUUUUAUUUCAUAUUUUAAUUAGUUUCAAACUAAGAAUGAAAUUAACUUUUACUUAAUUUAAUUCACAAAAAUUAAAUAUUACUAUAUGAAAUCAGUCUUUAUUGCUUAACGAAGUAACCUUGCCUUCGUGAAGAAUGGAACGCGGGGGAUUCGAGGAAUGUGAGGUGCGUAUAACAGGCGUGACCUUCCCAAGGUCAGACGAUGUGUAAAGGAACAAUGCACAUGGGACUUGAUCCGUGGUAGUCUACGAUACAAUACUAGCAAUAGCAAUUACGGUUGCAAUCGAAGGAAAUAAUAAAUAUGUGUAAUUUGUUUCUUUGAUUAUUCAGCUAUUCAUAAAUACUUAAUAUCAUUUGUUACUAUCAUUUGAAAAAUUUUCAUUAAUAUAACUUUAAGAUAAAAAGUUUAAAAAUAAAAAAAUUAAAUUUUUUUUUAUAGAAUAAUUUAAGAAUAUUAUUGUUUUAGUAAUAAGAUAUUUAUAAUUUUUCACAUUUCUUAUAAUUUUAUAUUUUUCAAUUUAUAAUUUAUUUUUCAAUUUAUAUUAUUUAUAUUAUUUAUUCAUUUAUAGAUUCAUUAUGUAUUUGAUUAUAAAUUACAUAGUUAAUUUUUUAUCUUUUCUUUACAUUAUUUUUAUUUAAUAACAAUUCGAAGAAUUAAUUUUUUUAUUUCAAUUUAUACUAUAUUUUAUUUUUUUUUUAAAUUAACAUUUAAUUAAAUAUUUAAAUAUAUUUCAUAUAUCUUAAAAUUGAAGUGCUUAGAUUUUUCACAUUUUUAAAUUGUACUAACAACGCCCGCUAGUGUCGAAUAUUGAAAUUUACUAAAGAUUCAAUCUUAAUAAGUGGAAUGUUUUCUUAUUGGUAACAGAUAAAAUUCUCCCGCCAAAUCCGUAAAAACGUAUUAAAUUUUUAUGCGAAGAAAAACAUCUAUUAAUGUUAAAUUUUGUAAAUGAUAAUUAGAUAUAGUGAAAUAAAAGUAUUAUUAAUUUACAUAUUAUGCAACGAAUAUUUUAAAAAUUUUAUAUUUAUAACAAACUAAUAUCAAAAAUAUUUAUAUUAAAAAAUAUUUUAUAAAUGUCAGAAGAAGAUUUAUUUAAUUGGACAGAUUUACCAAAAGAAAUUGAAGAUGAUUUUAUUUCAAUCAGAGGAGAUUAUGAUUAUCCAUUAUAUUUAUCCGAAAAAGAAGAAUGGAUCAAUUAUAAAAAUAUUGAAAACAAAGAAAAUAAAAUAAAAGUUUAUGGACCCUUUUUAAUAUGUGAAUUGAAUAGAUUCGUACCUUAUUUAGAAGUAUGUAAUUCUGAAGAUGCUAAAUGUUACCGAUAUCAAGUUGAUGAUGGAACAGGAACCAUUACUAUUUUUUAUGAUAAAAAGUUUUUUGCAAAAAGUGUUGCGUUAAGAAGAAAAAUUGAUAAAAAAUAUUAUAAUUUAUCAAAUAAUGUAAAAGAAAACAUAAAAAUAUUAAAAAAUCAAAAAUGCCCAAAAAAAUUUCCAAAUCCAAGACCAAAAUUUUUUUAUCCUCCUAAUACAAGUAUACAUGAUAUAGCUAUUUUUGAAUAUAACUGGUCAUUGGAAACAAAUAAUGGGACAUUGGGUGAAGAGAUACAACGUUGUAAUUAUAUACAUGCAUUAGGUUAUUGUACACUUGACUUUUUGCAUAAAAAUAAACCAAAGACAGAAAUUACAUUUACAGACAUAUCCCAUGCAAAAAUAAAUUUCAUUGCAACUAAAAUUAUGUGUUUAACUGAACAACAAUAUAAUAAAAAGUUGCUUUCAUGGAUUUAUAAUAAUGUCAGAAAACGGUAUGAUGAACAUCUAAAUGAAUCCUUUUCCAAAUCAUAGAAAAAUAUGAUAUAAAUUUAGAAAUUUAAUAUUACAAUAUUAUAUAUUUUUUAAGAGGUAGAGUAAGGAAAAAUUAAUAUGAUAUUCAAUAUGUUAUCAAAAAGCGUUUAUUUAAAAUUGAUGAAUGCUUCAUUCAUAUGUUUAGUAUUAAAAAAAUUUUAUCUGUUAAUUGAAUAAGAAAUUUAUGUUUUUUUAAUGUUUUAUAUUAUUCUAGUGGUUAUAUAGCAACUUUUGCAUUAUUGUAUUGUAUUUAAAGUAUAAGGAUUUUCUUCUUUUAAUAAAUGCUCAAUUGUAGAUUA
This is a messenger RNA of Apis cerana (Asiatic honeybee), 7852 nucleotides long. RefSeq lists its product as uncharacterized. Lineage: Eukaryota; Metazoa; Arthropoda; Insecta; Hymenoptera; Apidae. The record is from RefSeq and is a predicted model, not a curated record.